CGGAAAAAAACAGAGCAUAUGAAAAUGUGGAAGUGGUUACCUAUCUUCAGCAUAGCUACUUUUCCUUCAGCUUUCUUUUCGUCAUUUUUUCCUUCCUUUCCCUUUCUUCCAUUUUGACGCUAUCUCAACUCCUCCUAAUUUCAAGGUGGUGAUAUAUUCUGCUAGUUUAUGUAUGUGAAAACCGAGGUAUUAUGAUCUACUGGUUUUCGAAUUAUAUGAAUUUCUGAAUUUUAACUUUAUGUCUGGAUAUGAAAGAAGAAAAUAUGUGGGUCAAUUUGAUGAUAGAAGCACUCUUGUCGAGAGCACAAAACAUGUUGGAAGUGCAUGGGCUCAACGACCAACUAAGUGAAAUUUAGGAGGUUUACAUGGAUGUUUUGGACAGUUUCCAAGGUUGGAUAUUUGAACUACAGGGUUCUCAAGAAAGCUAAUACAUUAGAUAGAUAUGACUAAGCUGUUGCGGACUAUUCUAAUCUUUCUAAUAUUCAAAAUUGACUGGAGAAAAUUGUUUCUUGUCUCUUCAAUUCUUACGAUAGGUAGUGUAUUGAUAUUGAUUUCUUCACUUCCUUAUCCACUGACGGAAUGGAUUUCCCAACCACACCCUGCAAUUUCAUCCUACUUACCCCUAAAUACAGCAGUACAUUUGGGUAAAAGCCAUUUGUUGGCGGCGGGUGUCCAUUUGGAAACUAUUCGAGAUACCCCAAUAAUGGUUUCCAAAGGAGAACAAAAGACAUCUCGACGAAGAAAGGGAAGUAGUAGAGUAAAGUCAAUCAAUAUGGUUUCCCCACCAGCUCCACAACAUAUUGUUAAAAAACUUCCCAAUCACAUACAGAAACACCUGUCCUCAUUGACACCAGAUAAGGCUCUUGCAUUUGCUAAAAGAGAUAUUGAAAAUGCAUCGGUAACCAGUGAUGAUGAUCCAGAAUUAUAUGCCCCCUUGUUUCGAAAUAUUUCCACAUUCAAGAGGAGCUAUGAAUGGAUGGAAUGGAUGCUAAAAGUGUACAUUUAUGAAGAGGGAAGAAAGCCUAUUUUUCAUACACCUCAUCGCACUGGAAUUUAUGCAUCUGAAGGAUGGUUUUUGAUGUUAAUGGAAGAAAACAGACAAUUUGUAACAAAAGACCCAGAAAAGGCUCACUUGUUCUAUCUUCCAUAUAGUGCACGCCAAUUACAAAUGGAACUUUAUGUUCCUAAUUCACAUAAUCUGAAGCCAUUGGCAAUCUUUCUACGUGAUUAUGUGAACAUGCUUGCAGCAAAGUAUCCAUUCUGGAACCGCACUCAUGGAUCGGAUCAUUUUCUUGUUGCUUGCCAUGAUUGGGGACCUUAUAUUUUAAAGGAGCAUGAGGAACUUCAGAAAAACACCAUUAAAGCUCUGUGCAAUGCAGAUGUGUCUGAAAAGAUUUUUAUGGCUGGAAAGGAUAUUUCCCUGCCAGAAACCACAAUACGACAACCUAGAAGGCCCCAGCGAAAUGUUGGUGGAAAUAGAGUGUCACAGCGACCAAUUCUUGCCUUCUUUGCUGGACACAGGCAUGGUAGGGUUCGUCCUACACUUCUCAAGUAUUGGAGUGACAAAGAUGAUGACAUGAGGAUUUAUGGGCCCUUACCUAACAGAGCCUCAAGAGUGAUGUCUUAUCCUCAACACAUGAAAUCAAGCAAAUACUGCAUUUGCCCAAUGGGUUUUGAGGUCAACAGCCCAAGAAUUGUUGAGGCCAUAUAUUAUGAGUGCGUCCCAGUGAUUAUUGCUGAUAAUUUUGUUCCUCCACUGAGUGAAGUUCUCAAUUGGGAUGCCUUUUCUGUUACUGUUGCUGAAAAGGACAUUCCCAAACUAAAGGAGAUUCUCUUAACAAUCCCCUUGAGAAAAUAUCUUAUCAUGCAAACCAAUGUGAAAAGGGUGCAGAAGCAUUUCCUUUGGAAUUUGCAACCUGUUCCAUAUGAUCUGUUCCAUAUGAUUCUUCACUCAAUAUGGUUGAGCAGGCUCAACCAGAUUCAGGUAGCACAAUCAUCAUAACUCACCCAUCUUUCUCUCAUGCACUCGUAUCAAUUUGUCAACUUUACUCCUAAAGCUAUGGUGAAUUUACAAUGUGAUCGAAAGAUCUAUAUAAUUCUGCUACCGAAUUAUUCGUACAUAACAAUUGUAUACUACAAAAUACUAACCACAAUCAACUAGAAGAUACACAGGGGUCUAUACCAAAUUCGUUUUCAUUGCUGCAGUUGCAAAUUGCAUUCUCAAUAUUUGUCACAUGCUUGUAACGUGUUCUCGUAGCGGUAAAUACUCUUCAUUCAAACUUGAUUAUUCCUCUAAAUUCUUUUUUCCAUAAUAGAAGAAUGAUGGUGAGAAAGAUUGAUGUUC
Messenger RNA from Sesamum indicum (sesame), 2344 nucleotides. RefSeq names its product putative glycosyltransferase At5g03795. Lineage: Eukaryota; Viridiplantae; Streptophyta; Magnoliopsida; Lamiales; Pedaliaceae. Gene Ontology annotation, molecular function: glycosyltransferase activity. The record is from RefSeq and is a predicted model, not a curated record.